AUGGGUAAAGUCGCUACAACAGAGGCGCUUCGUUUUAUGACCGAUUGCUUAAAAGCUGCCGGUGCUCGAGCAUUUCCUGCACAUCAACAAGCAGAAUUGUUACUGGAAGCAGAUCGACUUGGACAUCCUAGCCAUGGACUUAACAGAUUAGAAUAUUACGUCAAUGAUAUCUUAAGCGGUGGUUGUCAACCCAACAAUCAGCCAAAGAUCUUAAAGCAGAGCCCGUCGACGGCGUGGGUUGAUGCUCAAAAUGUUCUGGGGGCCACAGUCAGUCAUUUUGCAAUGGAUAUCGCUAUUGAGAAAGCAAAACAGACAGGCGUCGGAUGGGUAACUGUUAAAGCAUCAAAUCAUAAUGGUAUGGCUGGUUUCUGGGCAAAGAAAGCUGCAGAUCAAGGUUUAAUAGGGAUGGCGUUCACAAAUACAUCACCGCUUCUAGCACCAACACGUAGCAAAAAGUCUGCUCUCGGUACUAAUCCGUUGUCUGUCGUGGCCCCCGCAGCUAAUGAUGAGACAUUUUACCUGGACAUGGCCACCACAGCUGUUGCCGUGGGAAAGAUAGAAAUGAAAAGGCGGAAAGGUGAGCCGUUACCAAAUGGUUGGGCUCAGGGUCCUGAUGGUAAAGAAACACACGACGCUGAACUUGCUUUCAACACAGGAUGUUUGUUCCCGCUAGGUGGUAGGGAAGAAACCUCAGGAUACAAAGGAUACGGUUUGGCCGCCAUGGUAGAGUUAUUCUGCGGUAUCUCGUCAGGUUCAAACUACGGGCACCACAUCCGCUCGUGGUCCCACAGCGGUGAGGGCGGAUCAUCCAAUAUUGGACACUGCUUCAUUGCCGUCGACUUCGAGAACUUCGCGCCUGGCUUCAAAGACAGACUUGGGGAUUGUAUGACGCAUUGGAGGAAUUUGGAACCGGCGGAUGAAAAGCUGCCAGUAUUAGCACCAGGUGACAAAGAGAAGGAAGCAGCAAAACUUACUGAUGCAAGCGGCACGGUGUCUUACGUCGAGCAGCAAAUUAAAUCUAGCUCCGUUCUGGCUGAACGAUUAAAAGUUACUCCCAUGGAGUUAUGCCGUUAA
Molecule: messenger RNA, 1074 nt
Organism: Danaus chrysippus (African queen)
Lineage: Eukaryota; Metazoa; Arthropoda; Insecta; Lepidoptera; Nymphalidae
Source: the annotation of a GenBank genome assembly